Schistosoma turkestanicum is the source of this 948-nucleotide messenger RNA. NCBI's taxonomy places the organism in Eukaryota, Metazoa, Platyhelminthes, Trematoda, Strigeidida, Schistosomatidae. The record is from the annotation of a GenBank genome assembly.
AACGAGCGCAAAUAAACCAAUAGGUUAAUAUUAGCCCGUGAUAAACAUAGUGGAUUAGAUAUUGGAUAUUGGAUUUUGAAUAGGCGCUUGUUAUGUCACUAAUGCAACUAACGGUGAAACCUCUUACGCGAGCUGAAAAAGUUAUCCAGGUAGAUGAUGGGGCAUACGUUUCUGAUCUAUUAGCUGCAGUGAAAUGUGCCUUUGAUAUAGAUCCUGAGUAUCAGCGUUUGGUCUUUAAAGGAUGCCCUUUGUUAGACAAAGACAAGCCCCUCCUGAAUUAUGAAAUAAAGGAUGGUGAUCGGCUUACUCUGCUCACGAAAAGUUCGCAUCGCAGUGAUUUUGAGUCACUUUUGCGUAAGUAUUUGGCUGAGAAACUCCCUGAAGUCAAUUCGGAUAUUGUCGUCCCGAAAUUUCUUCAGGUACUGUCUGCUAAAUUAAACUCCAUGAGUCUCAGUGACAUCGAACAUUUGGCAAGUGUGUGGCCUCAACCUGGAUAAAGUAGACUUCAGAAAGUGUUGACAUCUUGUAUUCAUAGAUUUCCUCUAUCUCCAUCCAGCUAAACCUGAAAUUUGUACAACGCACAUCGAUUUUUUAUAUACCUAAGCGAUCUUUGUAUAAAUCCUAAAUUUUUGUAUGCGUAAUGUUUCCGUUAAUUAUAUCAUUGAGGUAAUAAUUGUUAUUACGAUAUAUCACUGGUUUUGGCAUCAGCCUAAUAUAUCGGGAUAUUUACCAAGUACUGUUUUUUUAAAGGCUGACUGAACAGUAUUAGUUCAUUUCUGGCCACUCGUUAUUUUCUGCAACAAAUCGACUAAUUGUGCCCUCUAUUUCAAAUGAAGUAAUCUAGCAUGUUGUGUUGUACUUCCUUUAUUCAUGAAUGAUUUAAAAAGGUUUCAGAUGUGUAGUCAUAAUCUGACACUCACUAUUAGCAAGUCUUGAACACUUUCGGAA